Messenger RNA from Plasmodium gonderi, 2370 nucleotides. RefSeq lists its product as hypothetical. NCBI's taxonomy places the organism in Eukaryota, Apicomplexa, Aconoidasida, Haemosporida, Plasmodiidae. The coding region runs from base 1 to 2370 and encodes 789 amino acids. The transcript has a single exon. The record is from RefSeq and is a predicted model, not a curated record.
AUGAAAAUUUGUUAUUUGUCCUUUAUGAAACUUUUUAAAGGGAAAAAAUGCUUUCAUGACAGUAAAAAAAACAAGUAUAACAAAAGAUACUUCAAUGGAGGAAAUACCAUUACGGAAAAAAGAAAAAAAAAAAAAGUGAAUAAUCACAUAUCUUAUUCUAUACCUGCACAGAAGGAAAAUGAAAAAUAUAAUUUUGAGGUACUUAUGAAAACAAUAAAAAACAGAGCUGAUGAAUAUAACCUUAUAAAAAUAAAAGAAACUCAAAAUAAAAUACUAAUUCAUUUAAACAAAUUUACAAUAAAUGAAGUAAUAUCAACACUUAUCCUUGCACAUAAGUAUAAUAUGUUAAAUUCAAAAAUAAUUCAUGAAAUUACAGAACACUUAUUUCGACAUUCCUGCUUUUUAAAUAGUAAACACUUAUACAUAUUAGUUUCAAUAAUAGGCAAAAUAGAUUUAGACAACCUCGUCUUUUUACCUAGCCAAAACGACGGAAAAAGUAGGGAAAAAAAUAACAAUGCAGAUGUGGAUGAUUAUUUACAAGAUUUAAAUGAAAAUAUAAAAUGGAAAAAGAAAUAUUACAAGGAGAUCCUGGAUAACGUUGUGUUCCCUGAGAAAAUGUGUUUACCCUCUAAUGAAAAGGAAAUGAUACAUAUUUGCAAUACAGACACACAAAAUGAAAUUUUUAACCAGGAAAAUAUCCAAAUUGAACAAUCAGGAAAUGGAACUAAUGCAGACAGCCUAACUACAUUCGAAAUUAGCGAAAAUCAAAAAAAAUUUUCAGUAAAAAAUUUUGUUCUCAAGGAAGAAGACAUCUGUCCAGAAAUGAAAAAGACAUAUCUCAAAAUUAAAAAUAUUAUGUCUAAUAAUUAUAAUAAUAUUUAUAUGAACAUAAAAAAAAAUAUGUAUACAAGUUUGUUAUUGUUAAAUUAUUUACAAGAAGAAAAUAUAAUAAGUAGGAGAAUUUUCUUAAAAAUUAUUUAUGGCAUUAAUGUGGAAUUUUGCCAACACAACAUUUGUAAUGAUAAAAGUAGAGAAAAUUAUAAAGACCACUACCAUUACAAUGAAAUUCCAACAUAUGCUGAAACCAUUCUUAAUUCCUAUAUUCAAGACCAAUGCAAUAACGUCUCUACUUACGAUCUAUAUAUCCAUGUGCAUUUUCAUCUGCUACAAAAUGUGCUUACAAAAUGUGAUUUUAUCAAUAAAAAAUUUAUUAUGGAAAAAAUACAAAAUGGCGUAAGUAUAGAUGAAGAAGUAUAUAAAGACUUAAAACUCUAUCUUGAAAUAUUUUCUAUAUUCUUUCAAAACUUAAGAAUCGUAAAUGAAACUAUUAAUUACUUAAAGGUCUUCUAUUUGAAUGUUCUUUCCUAUGAAAUUUUUAAACCCUUUUGUGACAAUCAUGUCUAUAAAAAUGUAAAAAUUCAUUACGAUUUUCUCAAGAAAGUGACAUGUGAAUAUAUUCUUAAAGGAAAAACAACUCCGAGUAUCUGUUAUCGUUUUUUGGGUUUAUUGUGCUACUUUGAAAGGAAAAAAUUUCUGAAUUCCGGGAUGAACCCAUCACACAAAACUCUAAUUGCCGGGAUCUGCAAUGGAAUGACCCUAUUUGAAGAGACCCCAUUUGGAGAGUCCUCAUUUGACGUACAAAAAAUGCACAGAAGAUAUUCCCUUUUUUUAAACUCCCUAAAGAAUUAUAGCCUACACGAUUUUUUCACAUCAGCACGUGCAUCCAAAAAAGUGAAAGAAAUAAAUCAGGAUAUUCUAAUGAAACCUGUUCCAAAUGUGACACAAACAAAAAUUGAACCAACAUACGAAAGUAGCGAAACCUUCCAGUCGCUAGAUGAAUUAAAAAAAACAUUUUUCUCCUACUUUAUGGUAGAAUUCACCUUUAAUAUUGCAUGCUAUUUAAAUAAAAUAGACACAUACGAACAAUUAUUUAUUUUAAAAUAUUUAACCCUUUUAAACUUAAAAAAUGAAUAUAUAAUCGAUAUACUUAAAGAACAUCAACACAAUUUCUUUAUACGAAAAUUGUACUACUCUCAGAGUAAACAUUUUUUUUACCUUUUAGAGUAUUUGUUCACAUUAUAUGUAUAUUCCCCCUAUGAGUUUCUCAAUAUAUUACUUUUAAUAGACCCUUCAAAAUUUCAAAAUGUACUAGACCUAAUUAGAAAGAAGAAAAAAUUUACUAAUAAUGUGAAAAAAAUAUUUGACGCUAUUAAUGUUAUAAUAAAUGAAAAGGAGCACAGUUCAAGAAAAAACGUAGAAAAAAAAAAAACAUUAAAAAGCAAUCUUAAAAAUAAUUCUAUGGCUUUGCUACAUGACACGAAACAGAUUCAAAGAUUUCAGAAUAUUCUCUAUGAUUUUUUAUUUUUAUAA